Messenger RNA from Ipomoea triloba (trilobed morning glory), 629 nucleotides. RefSeq names its product SKP1-like protein 1A. NCBI's taxonomy places the organism in Eukaryota, Viridiplantae, Streptophyta, Magnoliopsida, Solanales, Convolvulaceae. Gene Ontology annotation, biological process: SCF-dependent proteasomal ubiquitin-dependent protein catabolic process. The record is from RefSeq and is a predicted model, not a curated record. The coding region runs from base 1 to 543 and encodes 180 amino acids. Gene Ontology annotation, cellular component: nucleus; cytoplasm. The transcript has 2 exons. Gene Ontology annotation, molecular function: cullin family protein binding.
AUGUCGUCGGAGGCUGCGGAGGAGAAGAAGGUGAAGGUGAUGAGUUCCGAUGGACAGAUGUUCGAGCUGUCGCAGAAGGUGGCUCUGCAGUGGCAAACUUUAAAGCGCAUGAUCGAAGUCGAUUGCGCCGAUCAAUGCAUUCCUAUUCCGCAAGUUACCGGAAAGAUCCUCGAAAAGGUGAUUGAGUACUGUAAGAAGCACGUCGAGGUUUCGAGUUUCAAGGAGCUCAGGACCUUCGAUUUGGAGUUCAUGAAAGUCGACCAAGCCACUCUGUUCGACCUCAUUCAGGCUGCGAACUACCUGGAUGUUACGGACCUUUUGCAUCUGACUUGCCAAACCUUCGCGGAUUCGAUCAAGGAUAAAACUCCAGAAGAGGUUCGCCAGAUACUUAACAUCGAGAAUGACUUUACCCCCGAGGAGGAAGAGGAGAUCCGUAAGGAGUACCAGUGGGCUUUUGAGCUCUCUCCCUCUAUGGCUGAUUCUGAGCUCUCUCCAUCUAUGACUGAUUCUGAGCUCUCUCCAUCUAUGGUUGAUUCUGAGUGAUGCGGCGGAUGCUGGAUAGCUGGUUUUAAUCAUUUGUCAUUUGUUUGAUCCACUGGAUGUUAUACUUCAUGAUGAUACUGUGCUUU